Molecule: messenger RNA, 21942 nt
Organism: Nothobranchius furzeri (turquoise killifish)
Lineage: Eukaryota; Metazoa; Chordata; Actinopteri; Cyprinodontiformes; Nothobranchiidae
Molecular function (GO): guanyl-nucleotide exchange factor activity; protein binding
Source: RefSeq, a predicted model, not a curated record
GAAAAAAAGAUGGUACCUUAAGACUGUGCAUAGACUACAGAGACCUGAAUCGGAAAUCUCAUCCUGACCGCCAACCUAUUCCACGCGUCCAGGACAUUAUGGACAGUUUGGGUGGAAAUUCCUGGUUUUCGCUUUUAGAUCAGGGAAAAGUGUACCACCAGUACAUAUGCUCUUUGGACUAUGCUCAGAAACAGAUUCUAGUGACCACAGAGACUAUGUUGAAAAAUGGAGAAAGGGCAUGGAACAAGCAUACUCUAUAGCAAAUGAAUGCAAAGAAAGCUGCUGAAAAAAGCAAAAGACACUACGACACAAAAGUAAGGAGUUCUGUGUUACAACCUGGCGAGACAGUUCUGGUCAAAAACCUGACACCUAGAGGAGGCCCAGGGAAACUGAGAGACUAUUGGGAGGACACUUUUCACACAGUAGUCAGACAAAUGGGGCCUGACCUCCCUAUCUACGAGGUAAAAUCGGAGGGAGGCGGGGGACGUUUUAGGGUGCUUCACAGAAACUUGCUUAUGUCAUGUGACUACUUACCUUUGGAAAAAGUGCCUGAAAAAAUAAUCGUACAAGACGUGAACAGAAAAAGACUGAUAAACCCGUCACUGUUGUGCCAGACUCUGAUGAUGAGGGCAGUGUUGAUGAAUACUGCUGCCAUUACGCACCACCUCAACCUGUGUCCCAGCCAUCAGAACAAGAACUUCUUACAGCAGCGUCUCAGCCCGCAGCUUCAGCCCCUGCAUCAACUCCAGAGCCUCUUGCUGGAGACCAUCUGGAGGCGCCAAACCCAGCUGCCGCGGAGACAACUUGUGAGGAGGCAGGGCCCACUGCAGGUGACAUAUCUGCCCCCCCCUCCACCGGUUGUACCCGAGAAACUUGAGGAGGAGACACCUCAGCGGCCGCAGAGAGAGAGACACCCGCCGAGACGGAUGACAUAUGACCAAUUGGGCACCCCAUCCUGCUACAGUAUUCAGCCAGCACCGCAACUGUUUCCUGUGUACCCGGGCCUGGUCCCAUGGUUUCCAGCUGUGCAGUCAUACUGCACCCCGCCCAUUGGUUGGUAUGGACUCCAGCAAAUGCAAUAGACUUUGUGAAGACUCACGUAUGGACUUUGUAUAGACUUUGUCUUCAGUCACCGGUGAUGGACUGUGGUGAAACAGGUGUUAAACCCACAGCAUUGAGGACAUUGGUUCACUCUACUGUUGAUGUCCUGACUACAAGAAAAUAUAGAUUGCAAAACGAUUGUUGGCAUAAUGUCGGGACGACAUUUUUUGAGUGGGGGAGAGUGUGACAGGUUGAAGGACUACUGCAUAUAAAACUGUUCACUUGAUACUAAUUCAUAUCAGUUGAUAUAAGAACAGAAAUAAUGUAAAUAUGGCAAGAAAAUGGUUAAGAGGUUAUUAUUUGUCAUGUUAUAUUGAUGGCUUUCAUGUUAUUUAAGAGAACUGCAAUCUAUACAUCAGUGAUCGGCUAAUAAGCCUUUUCUGGAAUCGAUUAGUAGUGUCUCUAUUCUCCACUAGGGGUUUUUCGCGCGUUCUCCUCACUGCAAUAAACGGCUGUAUGAGAGACGCAAGUCAUAAUCACUCUCGUGAUUCUUUUCCCCCUGUUUUCAGGGGUGUAACAUUCACUUCCGUAAGCUUCAUGUUCAGCCAAUCAACUACUUUGACGUCAUCGGCAGUCGAAGGACCCCGAGCCGAUCCUGCACCCGAGCAGAUACUGUACCGACACCGGCUCGUUGCAGCAUUUCACCAUUAACGAUGGCUUGUUCUGUGUGCGCAUGAAGCGGUACAAGUGAUAAUGCUGCUGGAAUUCCGACCCUGUUUUGCGAUCGAUUGUGUGUAAGCAAUAGGGAUGAGCGAGUACACCCCUAUCUGUAUCUGUAUCUGUUCAACCAUCUAAAUUAUCUGUAUCUGUAUCUGUACUCGGAGUGGGCGUGGCCUAAACCGGAAGUUGGUGUGGUUUAACCGGAAGUGGGUGUGGUUUACAUCAAUACGUUAUUUUAAGUCUGAUCAGAAGUUGCUAUGUAUGUGUAUUGUUUAUUUGAAAACUAUUUACAGAGCAGCCUCAGAGUUGAGAUUAAAUGUUUUUGAUUACAAUAGUAAAGAAACUAUUACAGAACAAGUUUUUCAAUGAAAUCAGAACAGUAAUAUUUAAGUGCAUGAAUUAAGAGAGAGAGAGGGAAGAAAAGAUCUUUUCUAUAGCACCUCUCAAGAUAAAAAUCACAGGGCACGUCACAAAAACAAAACAUGUAAAAUAGAAAAAAGAAUUUAGAAAAUGAUUAAAAUAUAUUUAAAAUGAGCAAAAAAUAGACAAUUGCGAUUAAAAAUGUAAAGAAAGAGAGAGAGAGUGAAUAGGAAAGAGGGAGUUGAUCCUCCUCAGGAAGAGGAGAGAGAGAGGGGAAAAAACCCGACUGGAGAGGAGACAGUGAGUGACUGACGCAGCAUGAGCCGUUUUCAGCUCUGUCUUUUCAAAUGCACCACGUACGUUACGAAAAAAUUACUUUAACUUUAAAAAGAAGCAAACUGAAGAAAACAUAGGGAGUAGUGAAGAAACGUGAACAGUGAAGCAAGCACAGAGAGAUCCGUUACUGUCUGUGUGCGUGGAUGAACCGGACACGGACUGAGCAGAGCUCCCGGCUGCGGUUUUGUGUGUAGGGAGGGGCGGGGUCUCUAUUUUACUGGCCAAUCCCAGAGCGUGAAGACAGUCAGUUACCCAAUGAGGAUUUUCCUUCAACACGAUUACAGAUAUUUACCAGUUUUACUCGUCUCAUGCUCGUCAAAAAUGCUUUAUCCGUACCGGAUACUCGUUUGAAACGAGUAUCCGGUUCAUCCCUAGUAAGCAAGCUUUAUAAAUGAGGCCCCUGGAUGUCAACCGCACCAACUUAGCGCCAUUUUAGGUGUAUGACUCAUGUUGCUAGGGUCAGCUGCAGCUCAAGUUGAAGCAGAACAAGACGAUCGUUCAUGAGUGCUCAUAGGUACUUUUUCCUGUCUUAAUUAUUGUCUGAUGCAGCAGAACUCAGCACUCGUGUUCCCGUGACUACAUGUCACUUGCGCGGCCGCGCUCACAGCGCACAUUCCCCUAAUGUUGCAGUUGGAGGAUCCCUUUGACCUGCUUAGUUCAAAAGUAACUCAUGAGGUGGAAAAUUCAGAAGCCAAGCAGUUUUUCUGGAGAAUUGAGAGGAGAUACAGGAAGAUCGGAGACAGACAAAACAGGAAAAUAGUUUAUUAAAAUCUAGAAGUAAAAAAAAGUGAUUGGGAAAGAAAAUGUAGAUCAAUUUAUCCCUCUGUUUUACUUUAUAAAGCAAUAAUAUAUAAGCGUGUAAUAUUCAUAUAUUCGAUACAAUUCAGAUCAACAUUAAAACUAAGUUUCACCCAGGGCCAUAUCAAGGCAUUUUGGGGGCCAAAGCUAAAUAUUCAGAAUUUAGCUUUUUCAAAUGAUUUAGCUUGUUUAUUAUUUAAAAUAUCUUCAACUUUAUUUUUUUUAGAAUAAAUAUUGUUAGGUAAUUUGAUUUUAUCCCAUAUUACCUUAAAGGACGACACACCCUUUGAUAGAGAGAGAGAGUAAAUUGAUUAUUUGUAAUGUCCAUGUGUGUGUCUCAACCAGCCCCCACUCUGCUUCAGCCUUCAAAGCUUUCUCCUCACCUGCUCUGUAUACCUGCAUUCUGCAAUUAUCUGGUAGAUAAUACUUAACCUCCAUAACCCUGGAACCUGAAAUAAACACACAUGACAACCAGGAAGACAUUUUACAUUGAAUUAGCCAAAUGGGGGGGGGGAUCACCAUGACACAUAACUCUCUCCAGAGCUAGCUGCCAGGCGACUCCCCCCUCCUCAAGAGUCUUCAGUGGUUUUAUUCACCAAAUGGAUGGGGGGAGAAGGCGGACCUUCUCAAGUUACAGAGUUACAGAGUUCUCUCAAUUAACAUCUUUGCUCAACCUUUUUAUGAACAGCCAACACAGAUUCAUGAUGUGUAAUGGGCAUCUUUUAGGUCUCAAAAAGGUACAUUUAUAAAAAUACCCAACAAAUAUUUUGUUGGAUUAUUUGGGAAAAUAAUCAUAACACAACAUAGCAAUGACUUGAAAUGUUUUGUAUGGUUUUAAGUUACACUUUUGACUGGGAAAUGCUCUUUAAAUGCAUUCUAUACCUUUUAGAAGUAUUAUGACAAAAAUGACAAACACUAUAAAAACUGAAACUAAAAAGUGCAAAAAUAUUCCAGCGAUCUUAAUAAAACAGCAUUACUAAAAUGGGAAAAACUUUACUUUUGAAAUCUGAAUGUACUAUAUUUAUGAAGCAAAAAGCAAGUUGCCAAAUAAGGUGGAGCUACAUGAAACGAAAACGGGGUUCAGCUGACUGUCUGUUUCAGUGAUAUAGGCAUUUCAGCCAAAAACUGAAAAAUCACUUGGGUCAUUUUCGGUCAAAAAUUUUUGGUGUCAGAAUUUUCGGUGCAUCCCUAACAAUAAAGCUAGCUUGCAAACAGGGCUAACAAUGAAACGCUAGCUAAAGGUUGCUAAUGUUAGCUUGCCUUAUCAACAUUUUUGUAAAAAAAAAAGAAACUUAAAAAGUGCACUUUAAUGUGUGUUGUUUCCAAGGAACCAGAUGCACUCGCACCCCUGGCCGGGAACAUGCAAUUGAAGGGCGCAAGUGCAAGUAUUGAGAUUGGGCUUCAGUCAUCCGAGUGAGGUUGUAAGCUAUAAUUCUGUGUUACUAUUAUCAAUGCUGUUAUAUCAUUAUGUAAAGGUGUACUUCUUUAUUCUUGAUGUCCAGGUGCAGCCCAAGAUGCUCAGCAUAAAAACUCAUAAACCAGUAUCAACUCCCCUGCCCAGUCUUGUCACAAUGAUGAUGACUCAGGAUCAUCAGAUUUAACAGAUUUGUUGACAGGAUCGACGUGUCCAGUUAAUUUACUUUAUCAGACACAAACAACAACUGGUGUAACAUAGGUUAAGACAUCACGAAAUGAUUUCCUCAGAGGAUCCAAAUAGCAGCUGGUGUAAGCUGGAGGGUCUUCAGCGCACAGUGAGGUUUCCGAACAAGCAAAAUAUGGCAGUGUCAGCCCUCAUCAUAGACAGUAGUUAUCAGUGGGUGCGGGAGGAAAUGUGUCCAACAGGAACACGUCAUUCUUUGGACAUCUUGCAUGUUGGUAAAGCAUUGGGAAAGCUUCAGAUGCAGCUUCCUUCCCCCAGCACAUGCUUCAGCCCUCAUGGAGUCCCUGAGAGUGGAACGCUCCAGUCCAGAUCACCACAGGGUCUACGAGAGAGCAGCGGGCUCAUGUCCUCCUCUGCUCCAGCUCCCCUUUCCAGAAUCUACUAGCCCGGCAAGUCAGACAAAAACUAGGACGAUAACUGUUGAAGUAGUGCUGCGAGCGGCUGCGGCCCAAACAGCACCAGAACCGCUCACGGGGCAUGCGCAUGGCUCGCCAGCUAUAUCCCUAUUAACACACGUUCCUUUUAAUUUCUACACUUUUUUUUCUCACACAAUAACAAGGAUUGUCGAGAAAGCAUGUUUGCCGUAGUUAUGUCAAAUUAUACUGAUCACAAAACAUUUAUUUACUUUCUUUCGUUUUCCUCCGCCACUCAUAAAUACCUGUGUCCUCCUGCAGCAGUCCCGAGGGACAACAGACAUUAAUAACAACACAAUAAAAAAUCCGACAUGUAAAAACUGCUAUUUUUAGCACAUUUUUAGGUCAGAUGUGUUGCUACCAGAUGCACAGUGGGAGCUGAAACUGAGUGCUACAAAUGGAGAAGUCGCACAGUGUCCACAGAAUAUAUAGCGGACCUCCGAGUCCACUUGCAGAAGUGACAUUUACAUGUGGAUGUAUCCUGGUCAGGUGCUGCAGCAUAGAAGAUGCGGUGUUGUGGUAGGCAAAAUCAAUUUUACAGUAUUACACCGGACUACGUUUUCCGCCUUACGAAGUGAAAAAUGGUCCCACACCUUUCACAUUUUCUGUCUUGUUCACACUCCACCGGGGUCCACGUUAUCCUCCUUAUUCUAACAGCUGAAACGUCUACUCAGCUUUUGUUAGUGCCUACAGGAGUGAUUCAUCACCAAAUUGAAAAAAUUCAGCUGCGCUCAUGAUCUAAAACAUGCAGGAAAUGGGCUGGAAGCAGACUGCAGCGCCAGGUAGGUCAUCUCUAUUUUUUCUAAGUCCCAACAGAGCAACCUGCUAGUCUGAAGUUGCAAGUGGAAUAUUCUGGCCACAGGGGGUGAUAGGGGCUGGGUGGCCUUUCAUUAACUCUGUAAAGGGUCAUUUUAGCACAUACUGGCUCAAGAAAAUGUUUUAAAAAUAUGAAAAAGUUGCUUUAAGAGAUGCAAAGGUUUUUUGAUUAAAUGUUUGAGAGUUUGUGAGAGCUGGAGCAGCACAGAUACAGCAUUAUCUCUGCUGUUUGUAAAGCUUACUUUAAUAAACCAUAUUUUAUAAUAAAAUGUCAUUUUUUCUGCUGCUUUAGUGCUGCAGCAACAUUACAAUAGGAAAUUAUCCUACCUUGCAUUUUAUUACAGCAUCCUUCCACUAGCCAGAUCAAUAAAAAUGCGUUGCUUCUGCAGCUGUGAGAUCAGAGACAACCAAAUCAGACUCAGCGUAGACUGUCAGAGAAUCCGUAGUGGCUGUCAAAAGGUUUUUGUUAAUGACGGAUUUUUGCAAGUUUAGAGAAGAAGCAGGUCGUCAGCAUGUCUGAAUAUUUUGUUUUUCACCUGACAGCAUUAGAAUAUGCCAGUUAUGUUUGAUGUGUUUUUGCAAACACCAAUGAAAACCUGGACAUUUAUAUAACUUGACCGCCCCCCUGGAUGCCCCGGACGGAGAGUGAAAAGUGGACCUGUCCGGGGAAAGAGGACGUUUGUUAACCCUACUUUAACAGCAUAAAUAAGUUUAUUCAACUAUUGUGACCUAUUGAUAAUUAUAUUAAGCACUAGAUAUUUAAUAUCCUGCUCAUUAAGUUUUUCACUCCUUAAGUACUUGACCUGUCUUGCUUGCAAUUUGUAAAUUUGCACUGGUUGAUGUUGGGGAAAAAGAAUAAAGGCAAAUCUCAUGAAAAAAUUUUUAUGUCAGUGGUAGUUUUGAUAAUCCCAUUGGCUUGCACCAUAAUUAUGACGUAAAGGCUUCAAAAUGAACACACAUGAAGUUUAAGUAAAGUGUUGGGUCAAAAGGAAGAAUAUGUACACCUAAUAGUUAAAGAGAUUAUCCCUCUCCAUCCUGAGGAUUAUGUUUUUAUCUGGGAUUACAAAUGGUGAUAUUAAGAAGAGGGCACUAGCUUGGGUCUUAGUAGCGAUAGGCUAAAGCUCACAAGUUGGAACUCUAUUUAAAACCACUUUAUCGUGUAAAAGCCAGAAAGUAUUUGGAGUAACACCAGUAGGAAUCAUUUCUACUCGACCGACUGCAGUUCAGCUGAAGCAUCUGAUAGACAUUGCCAAGAAUUUAAUACAGCUUUGUUUUGAAUAAUUUGCAUGUAUUCAUCAUGGCAUUUGCUGGAGAGGAUUUAAUAUCAGAAACCGCUGAUGUACAGGAGGCUGAGAGGGAUGACCACUGGGAUUCAAAGUCACACAGCCAUGAGACCCAGAAUAUGGACGGAAAGAAUCUGCAGGCACCAAUCCAUCAGUUACAAGAAGAUUCACUCAAGGAGCAAAUGAUUGCUGACAGCCAAUGUGGAAGUGUAGAGGAACAGAUGUCCACUAGUGAUCCUAGAAGAAGUGUUCUCUGCUCACCUGAACACACAGAAAGUAAUCCAGCUGCAAAUCCAUUAAGCAUAGAUUCUGAAAUGUUCUUCAACUUCUUGUCGCUCACUCAAAGCCGAAGGCUCGAUGAUCAGCGACUAUUUCUUCCAUCAUUACCAGGGUUACAGAAUGAGAAUAGCCCUGUUAAUGGAGAUGCAAGCCACUUGUGUUAUUUGGUUUCUAAAGUUCAGGGGUCCAGAAUGGAGGACCAAAGAUGUUUCCUACCUCCAUUACAAACUUCACCUUUAUCAACAACAAAAAUGUCUACUUCUGAUGUUGGUCUAGUCCGCUCAGCUUCCUUCAGUGCAAGCUCAGAUUUAGAACAACAAAAGAAUAAAGAAAAAGCAUCAGUUAAACAGGUCUUGACACCAGCUGAACUUGAAGAACUUUUAACAUUAGUUUGUAAAUAUCAACGUGGUCAAAUGGAUGAACAGCGAUGUGUGUUAAAUCCCCAAGAUACAGCCAAAUUACCCCCAGAUGCAGACAACCUCUUCAGCUUGCUGUCAAACAUUCAAGGCCAACGGCUUGACGACCAGCGAAUGUUUCUUCCGUCUUUACCUGGAAUACAGAAUGACGGUACCACACCAGCAUUAACUCAAGCUGAGAGAGAUGCAAGAUACCUAUGUUACGUGGUUUCAAGAGUCCAGGGCUCAAGAAUGGAUGAACAAAGAUGCUAUGCACCUGAAGUCAUCAGAACUCUUUGCACUCCCUCAGCUCAGCGUAAAGACCUCAUGUCAGGCACACCUGACAUACCUCCUGACAGCUCUGCCGUUAUUAAUACUGGCAAACCCUGGAAGGAUGUAUCUGUAACUGAACAGGACCAGUUCUAUGAGAUGAUAAGACAUGCACAAAGUAGACGUAUGGAUGAGCAACGAUGCUUUUUACAACCUAGCCCAAUGCACAAUGGAGGAGCAUUAAAUAAUGUACCCAUAGGGGCAGCAGCUGAUGCAUUUGCCAACAGUUUCACCUCCAGUCAGGCAAAACAAUCAGAUGUUGAGCACCUUGAACCUCCUACUCGGCAAGAGAUAUCACCACCACUUAUCACAGUGGAUCAAGGGACACCUGUCACACUGAGGAAGGACCAUUGCAAAGGUACUUCUCAGACCCAAAUGGCUUGUGCAGAUUCUGGCUCUACCUUGGUCCUACCCAAAUCUGCUUCAUUUACUCCUGAGACAGAGUUUCAGAAAAAUCAAAACUCAGCCGCACAGUUGACACUGAGAGUGUCUGUGAGCAUCACACAACAGCCGGGGCUGAAUAAUGACUUGCAGAUUCCAGAAGUCUUUCUUACUCUUGGUGCUCCAGGAGAUAAUGUUGUGAUUCCUCUGAGCCCAGUAUUUGGCAGACCCAUAUCCUUAGACUUAAGUCUUGUCCCUAAAAAUGAUUCUAAAUCCACACAUUGCUCUCCAAGCCAUCCACGUUCUAACAAAACCCAUUCUCAGCCAUCAUCUCCCUAUUUGUCACAUCCUAUAAUUUCAUGCUCAAACGAGAAGGAGAAACUUUUGACAAGACCUGCCAGUCCAAAUAAAUACUGCUCCUCCCCUGGUGAAAAAAUCCAUUCAUCCCUGAUGCAAAAAGGAAUAUUUCAAGGAACAGAUAAAUGCAAAGGGGCUCGUGGAAAAGGAAAAGAAAAGACAGAGCAAGGAAAGUGGAAAGGAACUGGGAAGAAAGAUAAGAAUAACAGUGAAAAUUAUUAAUAAGACCCAUUGUACAUUUUGUAGUCAACUAGAUGUGUGAAAUGUGGAAUGUGGCUCUGAGGACAGCCCCCAGAGGUUAGUGACGAUAACAAUCAGCAUUACCUUAGAAAUAUUUUUACAUAAAAAAUGUUUUUAGUUUUUAACUAUAAACAAAGAGAAGGUCUUGUUGGAGAUUGAGGUAAUUUGUUUCAUGCAAGACGUAUGUUCAAAGUUAUUUAAACUGUGUGUAAUUUGCGACCUGUUUUGGAAGAAAAAUUAUAUUUUUCUAAAUACUAAAUGCUGUGUAUAGGUAUAAGGAAAACAUAUUUUUGCUUAUUAUACUAUUUUUAAUAAUUAUUUAAAUUGACAUCCAUUACAUUUAAAAUAUUAAUAAAUGCAAAACAUGGUAUCAGCAUUUAAGUAAAAUUACCAGAUAUGAUUUUGAUGAAUUCCACAAACAUUUAUUGCAAGAUUUUACUUCCAUUUCCAAAAGUUUAUUUGUCUUUUUACAGAUUUAUUUGAUGUCAUGUGAAAAAAAAUCAUCAAAGCUCAUUGUUUGAAUCUCCAAGAAAAUAUCAAUAAAAGACCAACAUUAAUCAGCUUGACUCCUGUAUCAUUUGAUUUAUCCAACCAAACAGACAUUGCCUUGACCACAUUGCGUAACAGAAUAGAAACAAUUAUAAUCCCCUUACUGUUUCUUUAUAAUCAGUUUGCCUACUUUUUGCCUAGAUUUUUUUGAAGGUUACAUUGACUUGCUCAGUAUCAUAUCUGCUAGACAAGUGAUCCCCAACUCUCUUUCCCGAGGGUAUCCAGCAUGUUUUAGUUGUUUCCCUAAUCCAACACACAGGGCCUGCCAGUUCUAGUUUUGACUAGUGGUUCCCAACCUGGGGUCCCCACAAGAUUGCAGGGGGUCCCCACAAUUUUGUAUAUGCUGAGGUUUUCGAGGUAACAAAAAUUAUAUUAGAAAAAAUAUAUUCAUAAAAUAUCAAAAACACACAUAAUAGUAGGGCUGCACAAUAUAUAGAAAAAUUAUCGUCAUCGCGAUAACAGGACGUGCGAUAGGCCCAUCGCAAAGCACGUCAAAAACGGCGAUAAAUGUUUGGUUCAAACAUUUCCAUCCGUGUCGUACAUCAACUUUUUGUAAACCAGCUCUGUGUUUUACGCGGAAGUAUUAUUUCACCAAUCAAAUGUAGCCCUUUUGAUAUGCGGCCAAUCAGAUGGGUCCGUUCACGUAAUACGCCCGCCCCCUACGUAGACACUUAGGAUGAGUGGAACGCAACACCCGAACUGAGUCACGGGCGCCGUUCCCUUGUUCGUCAUGCUGGCUCAGAGCAACGAACGCACUUUGUGCUGAGGUUUCUGGAAUCAGCACUGCUUUCAAACGUGAACGUAAGUCCGCUCGGUGUCGUUAAGCAGCUGAUAAUAACCGGGCUGACUCCGACACGUGCCGGUGAACCAACCCACCGACCUCCAUGUCGCUAGUGUUCCACCGGGUGGUGAUGUUAGCCCCAGGCUCCGGUUAGCUUCCAGCUAAAAGGCUACAGCACUCUCCUCCCAGUCCCACCCUGCUAAAGAGGGCCUGGAAAAGUUCCCCCACACAUCAAAGUGAUUUUUCAUUUAUGAGCUGUUAAUCAGGAUAGUUGAUUUGCUGCUGCACAUAAACUGUCAGUCAGAAGCUCUGCUAGUUGGUUAUCUUAAGAGGAGCUAGUUCAAUUUGUUAGCUUGUUAUCAGAAUCAUAGUUGCAGUUUCAUCAUCUGAGCUGCUUUUUAAGAUCUAGGUAAACUUGUUCAAUUUGGGGUUAAAACCAAACGUUUUCACAUAUCUUCCAUGUAGUUUUUUUUUUUUUGCCAUUUCCUCUUCUGAAAGGUAGAUAAUUGUUUUUCUCUUUCCCUCAGAAAAUCUUAAUAUUCUCCUAGUUUGGCCCAGCACAGUUCACUUCCCAAUUACAGCAACAGCCUUCUAUCAUAACCACAUAAGUGGAGAAAAUGCUCAGUAGCAAUGAGAGAAUUUGCUGUUGCAUUUAAGUGAUGUUAACUAUUAUUUAACAUUUAAACUUAUUUUCUGAUGUUUUUUAUUUAUUCAAAAAACCCUGGUAAGGGAUGUUUUUCUGUAUUUGGAGCAUCAGAAAAAGUUUUAUGGUGGAGGUGAUGUUUUAAAGUCACUGAGAAACUGCAUGCAUGCAGUUUGUUGUUUUGCUGCUAAUACAGUAGCAGGUGCAGCUGCAUAUUUUUUCAAUAAAAAUGUUAUGUUGUAAUGUAAUUUAUGCAUUAGUUUUUGUUUGCUUUGAACCCAGAGCAGACGUCACACGCCAGAUGACAUCAACACUGCAUACUUUAGUAUUUGUUCAUUUAUCGUGAGUAUUAUCGAUAUCGCAAUAUUAAGCACUGUUAUCGAAUAUCGCAGGUUUUCCUAAUAUCGUGCAGCCCUACCUAAUAGUAAAAUCAAGGCUCUGCCUAAGAGUUAUAACUCCUUAUGUCAGUAUAAAGUUAGUAAUCACAUUUGAUGUGUGUCUGGGGGUAAGGGUUGGGGGGCCCUGACUCGUCUUGGACACAAGCAAAACGGGCCCUUGUGGAAAACAGGAACCACUGCUAUAGGCACCAUCCAUCCAGGUGUCAUCCCAAACAGAAGGAAAAUGUAACGUGUAAAACAAGUUGAUUGUUAAUGUGUCUUAAGAUUAAAAUAUCAAGCCCAUAUCAACAUACCAAAGUCUAUUAAGUAGCACAGCAUGUGUUCAGUGUUCGUGAAUUUGGUGACACUGCAGUGUACAACAGUUUUUUAAAUAUCUUAUUAUGAGCCAUUUUUGGUGUUUUCAUUUGUUGAUGGUCCCUGAGUGCAGCAGUGCCAUGAAAAUAAAAAUGAUUAGACAACAAGAUGUGCUUCCCUCUGCUACAUGAUUUGGUUUGGUUUGCUGAGAUCCAGCCACUCUCCCACCUCCCUUCUAACAACACCGUAACACUUUUAAAACCAAGGGAAAACCAAAUGUGUACUCACCAAGCAAAUUCUUUUCAGAUUGUUGGGUCUACUGUUUUUAUUCCCAACCACAGACAUUUUCUCCCUUUAGACAUAACUUUUACUAGCAUAAGCAUCAGUAUAUGAUGUCUGGUUAGUAGUAGCUUGUUCAAACAGCGGCCAGCUCCGAACUCUGACUGGUUCUUUUCUCGUCCAGUCCCACCUAUUCCAUUUGCUUAUUGUUUUUUUUCCCCGGUCUCUCAUCUUUUCUUUUUCUGAUUGGAUUUUUGUUUUUUUGGAUUUGGGCAUCUUGUUAGGAUGCCUCUUGGACGCCUCCCCAGGGAGGUGUUUCUGGCAUGUCCUGCCGGCAGGAGGCCCCUUGGUCGAUCCAGGACACGUUGGAGAAUGUACAUGUCCGAACUGACCCAGGAAUGCCUUGGGUCCUACCGGAGGAGUUGGGGGAGGUGGCUGGGGAGCGGAUGGUCCGGAACUUGGGAUGCUGCAGCUGCAACCCUGAUAGGCGAAAGAAGACGAGACAGAAUUUUUGUUUCUGUCAAUUUUUGUUGUCCCUUAUUAGUCAACAAAACAAAGCAUUAUUUGUGUUUAUGCUUUUAUUUUGAAUGCCACCUCAACUGGCUCCUUUUAAUGUGGAGGAGCAGUGGGUCUAUUCCGGGCCCCUCCCGGAUGACUGAGCUUCUCACCAUGGUCUUAGGUUUAGAGGAGCUGAUUCUCGUCCAGCUACUUCACACUCAGCUGUGAACUGCUCCAGUGAGAGUCGGAGAUCACAUUCUGAUGAAGUCAAUCAGACCACAUAAUCCGCAAUCAUCAAGCUGUGGCCUAAGGUAUCCUGGUGCCAAGAGAACAUAUGGACACCUUUUUGUCUGAACAUGGUGUUCGUUAUGGACAAUCCAUGAUGAGCACAGAAGUCCAAUCACAAAACACCACCCGAAUACAGAUCAGGGGGGCCGUUCCUCCCCACCACACCUCUCCAGGUUAUUGCCCAUGUGAGUAUUCAAAUUCCCCCAGCAGAAUGAGUGAGUCAGAAUGAGGAGCGCUCUCCAUCACUCCCUCCAAGGUCUUCAAAAAGGGUGGGUAGUCUGAACUGUAGUUUGGUGAACAAGCAUAGUGAACAGUCAGGACCCAUUCCCCCACACGUAGGUGAAGGGAGGCUACCCUCACAUUCACUGGGGUAACCCCAACAUACAGGCACCAAGGUGGGGGGUAACUAGUAUGCCUACACCUACUCGGCGCCUCUCAGUGGGGGAUACUCCAGAGUGGUAGAGUGUCCAGCCCCUCCCAAGGAAACUGAUUCUGGAGCCACAGCCAUGCGCUGAGGUGAAUCCGACUAUGUCUAGUCGGAACCUCAACUUCACACACCGACUCAGGCUCCCUCCCACCAGAGUUGACAUUCCACAAGCUGAGAGCCAGUUUCUGUAGCCAAGGAUCAGAUCGCUAAGGUUCCCGCCUUCGGCUACCACCUAUCACACAUUGCACCCGACUCCUUUGGCCCCUUUCACAAGUGGCCAAAGGAUUGGGAAGGGGGACCCAUGUUUCCUCUUCAAGCUGUGCCCGGCCGGGCUCCAUGGGUGAAGGCUUCGCCACCAGGCUCUCGCCAUUGUGCCCCACUUCUAGGCCAGGCUCCAGUGGGGCUCCCAGGUGACUCCCGUUCGGGUGACAAAUCACUGUUUCCAAUUAUAUUAUUAAUCUUGAAGGGUCUGUGAGCUGCAUUUUGUCUGAUCUCUGACCUGUUUGCCAAGGGUGACCCUUCCAGUGGCAUAAAUUCUCACACACCUUAACUCCUAAGAUCAUCAGGACACUCAAACCCCUCCACCACAGUAAGGUGGCAACCCAGGGAGAGGUUUGAAGGCAACGGCAGCCUUUUCUCUCAAGGUCUGCUUAGUUGAUCCAAUGUGCUGCCAUUCCUAAAUAACUCCUGAUAGUACAGUUCCAAAUACUUGCUGUAGCUGACACAUACUAUAGAACCUUAAAUGUCUUUUUUCAGUUCAUUUUCCAUUUUAACGUAACACUGGUCCAGGAAAAUUGAAAAAAAAAAAAUCUGUCAGGUGGUACCAUCUCACCUCUUGUUUGCAUUUUGCUUAGAAUGUCCCGGAAAGAUGGAAAACUAUUGAAAUGGGAAAAAAUUCAUCCACUAUGAAUGCUGCAACAAGUUUAUUUAUCUCAGCCUUUGUGGUUGCCUGGCAGUAAACAUCAAGUUGUAACUCAUUUCACGGUGUCCACAUCAGACUGCGCUCUCUCUCUCUCUCGGGCUCAUUAGCAACUAGCUUGUAAGUGAUUGGAACAAUUUCAUGUUGAGUUCACAGCCGUAGACCUGCUUAUUUUCCAUGCAUAGCUUACACAAAACUGUCAAGUUUUUAUCCUUUCCCGCAACAAAAGAAAGGCGAUGUGCAUACUUCCAUCUGUAAAAUGUCGCAUUUUUCUCCAUUACUUCUGCCAUUUUAUUCUCUUUAAGUCUCAGUGGUCUCCUUUAAAAAGCAGGCUUUUGCCCGACCUUCGUCACCACCCUCCCCUUAUUUUGUUCUUAUUCCGCCUUUCUUGGGAUUAAUUGAUUUCCCUCUUUCUUAUAAAUUUUCUAUCUCCUUUUCCUUAAAUUUUUUUCUCCUUUAAACAUAGUUUUAAUCAUUAAAAAAUGUUUUAUACUUGUUUUUGUUUUGUUUUUGUGAAGCGCCUCAUGAUUUUUAUCUUGAGAGGUGCUAUAUAAAAGAUUGUUUUCUUUCUUUCUUUGUCUUCGUUUUCCUCCAUGUGUGAUUGUGUAUGUGCCGUUGCAAGGUCGUCACAUAAGAUAAAGCUCUUUUCUUUUGAGAGAAGAGGACAGUACAAUUGAUAGUAACGCAAAACAUUUAUUUCUCUUUAGGUUGUAAUUAGGGCUGCAGCAAUCGAAUAUUUUUGUAAUCGAGUACUCUAUCAAAUAUUUUAUCGAUUAAUCAAGUACUCUAAUAAAUUGCCCUUUUGCGUUUGUAAACCAUUAUAUCAAAUAGCAUGUUAUAAAAUAUGAAAGACCUCUUAAAAUGAGCAAGCAAUUGCCAGUUAUUCUUCAAGUUUUAUUCAAAAUUAGUUUUCAAAACUUCAGCACUUCAACUUUACAGUAAACAAAUGCGAGCGGCUGCGGCCCAAACAGCACCAGAACCGCUCAUGGCGCAUGCGCAAACACACGUCCGUUUUAAUUUCUACACUUUUUUUCUCACACUAACAAGGAUUGUCGAGAAAGCAUGUUUGCCGUGGUUAUGUCAAAUUACACUGAUCACACAACAUUUAUUUACUUUCUUUCGUUUUCCUCCGUCACUCUCAUAAAUACCUGUGUCCUCCUGCAGCAAUCCUCAGGGACAACGGACAUCAAUAACAACACAGUAAAAACUCCAACGUGUUCAAAAACUGCUAUUUUUAGCACAUUUUAAGUCCGACGUGUUGCUACCAGAUGUAUGGUGUGAGCUGAAACUAAGUGCUACAAAUGAAAAAGUCGCACAGUGUCCGCAGAAUAUAUAGAAAUACAGGCUAAAAUGCAUUAUCUUGUAGAGGCUCUGAUUCCGCUUGCAGAAGUGACAUUUACAUGUGGAUGUUUCCUGGUCAGGUGCUGCAGCUUGGAGGAUGUGGUGUUGUGGUAGGCUAAAUCCAUUUUACAGUUUUUAAACUGGACUACGUUUUCCGCCUUACAAUGUGAAAAAUGGUCCCACACCUUUGACAUUUUGUGUCUUUUUCGCACUCCACCGGGGUCCACGUUGUCCGCCAUGGUUAAAGAGAAAGUUAAGUUACAUUCGCUACUCGCGUGUGCAUUCAGUGCAGUGUGUAUGUCCGUCACUUAUUUCGGUCCGGGUGAAACAUGACCCCGGGUGAUUGCAAAGCCAUGAGUUAAUUAAACAUGAAUUAAACGAAGCCUCGAGGCAGAGAAUUUGACCCAAGGAUUUUUUGUACUCGAAUUAUUCGAGGUACUCGAGGAAUCGUUUCAGCCCUAGUUGUAAUAUGUUAUAUAAGUGGGGGACCUGUGUUACAUUAAUGUGUGACUGAUAAAUGUAAUGUAAAAACAUACACUAGAUGGUGCCAUUGGAUAAGAGAAAUACUCCAGAAAGACGCUUUAAGAGAAUUAGUGGUAACGAGCUGUUAGCACAGAUACGACUUUACUGUCGCUAUUGCUGAGGAUGUUUCUCUGUUAAACAUCAGGUGAGUAUAACUGAUGUUACCCCAUCUUCAAUACUCCUUAAUUCAUCAGCUCUGCGCUGCAAUAGUCUCCAGUCCAAAGAUGACACAGCUUGACAAAAUUCAUGCACAGUCAUAUUGGCCUAAAUAGAUAAUUGAUAAUAUGAUAUGAACUAUAUAUAAUUGUACAUUACUUUAUUUGUGUAUUCAUGUAGCAGAACACAUCCCAGCACAAUGUAUUUAUUUAUUUUACCAAGGUGAGUGCUGUCAUCUGGGAAAUUAAAUAAAACAUUUUUUCAUGUACCCCCUGUAAUGCGCUCAUGGACCACUAGGGGUAUGCAUACCCCUGGUUGGAAAUCACUCCUCUAAAUUGUUCAAUAACAAGUUCAUCUAAUAAAAUCUACUACAGUGGCAUAGUAAAAAAUAGCUCAAUACAUCUUAAGCCAUGUUGUGGUUUGGAAAGAGUGUUCAAAUGUCAGUUGUUGAGAAGACUGUUGUCUCAGCUGUCUGAAAUAAAAUAUGGCUGAGAACCAUUCCAGAGAGGCUGAAGGCGGAUUACAUGUCAUCUUGGAAUGGAGAGGAAGAAUAGUUGCCUUCUAGGUUGGGAUGAUACCCCAAAUAAGUCCUGUUCCAGUAAACGUGAUAUUAGAGGUGCUAGAACAGAGCCAAAAUGAAUCAUGAAUGAAAACAUUAUUUAUGGUUAAGAUUAAUAAAGCUUGUGUCCAACAUAAUGUUUCAUAACAUCAGUCAAAUGUCCUUUUUGUGUUGGCAUGUUUGUCCCAGAAAACCUGACAUUUUAUGAAGCUUAAUGCUUAAUUUUCCCUUUUCACAUUAAUUAAUUUCAACAAUUAUUGUAUUGAUUUUAUCAAUAUGGAAAUUAUUAAACCAAGUACUUUUAAAAGGUAGGAUAAUCAAGUAUGACCAACCUUCUUCAUUGACUUUGAGUCUGUAGAUUUUUAUAGAUGAGCCUGCAUAUGAAGCUGUUAAACUAAGAUGAAACGAGGGGAACAUCUCCUGUGAAAAGAAACCUGAAAAGGAUUAAAAGAGUAUUAUGUAUCACUAAGACAGGGACACUGAGAACCUGUGAAGACCCCUUUAUAGACUUGUUAACAUGUGGUGGUUAUGAUCCUGAGCCAACUGUUAUAUUUUUUUUAGAUAAUGUUGAUCGUUACAUCCCAACAUUUCCUGUGAUACAUGUAAUUUGUUAUUGAAAUGCAAAUAUACACUUUGUGAAUUUAUUUGUUCCUUUUUAGAUUACAAUUUUUUCUGUUUUGAAUUCCCUAAAUUUGUGGGAUAAAAGUAAGCAACAUUACUUAUUUUGCUUAUAUCCUAGCACCUAAUUUUAGCAAGUCCAAUGAAUCACUCUUUGGAGACUGACAGCUUUGCUGACAGGAAGAGCAGUUGCUUGAGUCUGUUAUAUGACACUGUUUCUUUGACGGCCACUCUCAUGCAGUUGUUUUUAAGACUGCAUAUGUCAGUUCCUAAAAUUAUCUUGGUAUAUUGAUGGGCAGCUUGUUGUUGGUGUGAAAUGUUCUUGUAAAUAAUCUGUGCACUCAAGUUCAGCAACAAGCACAAGAUCACUUUUAAACACUGUUAAUUGCUUCCUGACUAUUUUAGUCUAUUAACAGUCUACGGUUUCGUACAUGUCCUUCACAUUGUGCUUUUUUAAUGAGGGAAUUCCUACAGGCUAAUUGAUACAUGGCUAAACUAACAUUUCCACAUGCUUCAAAAGCAGGGGAAGUUUAGUCUUAAAUUUGUUUGUAAAAGCAUGAUUUAUUUUAGAAACAUUCUUCAACAUCCUUUAAAAUUUGUUCACUAAACAUUUCUUCUGAAAUCUAGCUUUAAUUUAAACUAAGUAUAAAAUUCCAAUCAAUACACAUUGCUUUUUGCUUAAAAUAACACAAAUAAGCAAAAUAAAUCUGAAUAAAAUAUUUUAUUUUGUAUACAUUACAACAGAAUUUUCAUAUUAUAUGAACUCCGUUGUGUGGUCCUUUUGUUGAUUUUCUCUUACUCAGCAUCCGACUGAAAUGAAGAAAAGAAUAAAAAACAUUUUACCAGCUGUGUCCAUUAAAUAACAAUAUCCAUAUCAGUUUACAACACUUACUUACUACAUGCAUGUCUGGCCAACUUGGCCUUUGAAGUAAGCCAGCCAGCUUUUUCAAAUAAACCAGUCAACACUGUUCAAAUAGUCUCUGCUGGCAACAAGAACUGAUCAUAAAUUUAGAGUGCUGCUGGGAUUCCCAUCAAUUUAUAUAGACUGUCACAUUGCUUAACUCUCAGAGCAGAGGACACUUGAACAAACAAGAAACCUGAGGGCUCUUGAAUUGCUGCAAUCAUUAUUGGAUUCUAGCAAGCCAAUUGACGUUCCACAGUGGUGUUUUACUUUCCCAAGCAUUUGCUGGCUCACUUAUGAAUUCUAACAUAGGAUAGAGGAUUAGCAUGGUGUUGGUUGGUUUGUUGGAUUAAGUAAUAUUAUGGACUGCAAAUAACACUUUUAAAUGGUUGUUUGGAGUAAACACAACAAUGAUCCCUCUAGUCAGUUACAUUGUGCUAAAAGUCAACUUUCAUUAAAAAAGUAUUAUUGCUAGACUAUGACUUGUCAUCACGUAAUGUUUUUGUCAACGACUGAAUAAAAUGUACCUUUCCAACAUCACGGCUUUUGGCCCUGAGUUUGUUGACCUGGGACUCGGCGAUAUCAGCACGCUCCUGAGCUUCUUCCAUCUCAUGCUGGACCUUUCUUAGCCUGGACAUGUGGGUGUUGGCCUGUUCUUCCUAUGAAGUGAAUGGUAUUGUACAAUUUAGCUUACUGAUAAAUUAGCAUUUUUUAUUACUUGGGGAAAAAAUCACUCAUGAAAAUUCACUUACUGCCUCCUCAGCCUGUCUCUUGUAAGCCUUUACUUUAAGUUGCAGCUUGUCCACUAGGUCCUGAAGUCUGACCAGAUUCUUCUUAUCCUCCUCAGUCUACACAGAAAAAAGGUUUCACCUUAUAAAGUGUAAUCAUAUGAAAAUGGGGUCAACGUUGAGUAAAAUUACUUAAUAUACCUGGUAAGUCAGUUCCUUAACCCUCCUCUCAUAUUUGCGGACUCCCUUAACAGCAUCAACUCCACGUCUUUGUUCAGCUUCAACUUCAGCCUCAAGUUCAUGAACCUGUCACAAGGCGAUUGACGUUUUUAUUCAUAUUCUCAUACUGGAAUAAUAUAGAGCACGUAACAAUCAUACCCUCUGUUCAAGUUUCUGGAGCUGCUUCUUGCCACCUUUCAUGGCGAGGUUCUCAGCCUCAUCCAGACGGUGCUGCAGAUCCUUAACUGUGACCUCCAGGUUCUUCUUCAUCCUCUCCAGGUGAGCACUGGUAUCCUGCUCCUUUUUCAGCUCCUCAGCCAUCAUGGCAGCCUGGAAUCAUAAAAAAUUGAAAUUACACUUUUGUAAUGUAUAGAAAAACUAGAUAAAUGUCUGGGGAAGUAAAAGUUUUAAAGGAGACUCACAUCAGUGAUAGCCUUCUUGGCUUUGUCCUCAGCAUUUCUGGCUUCCUGAACACUAUCAUCCACCUCACCCUGAACCUGGACAAGAUCUGAUUCCAGCUUCUUCUUGGUGUUCAGGAGGCUGGUGUUCUGUUAAUUGUCCAAAAUAAAUGUUGAGCAUUUGUCAUUUAUAUUUUAUAUCUUUCAUUUCUCAUAAAUGAAUAGAAACCAACCUGAGAGUGGAGCAGUCCAACACGCUCACUGGCAUCAACCAACUCCUGCUCAGCCACUUUACGUGCUCUCUCAGUCUGCUCCAGAGCAGCUCUCAGCUCUUCAAUCUCAGCCACCAUCAGACCAUUCCUGCGCUCCACCAUGGCAACCUGCUCCUUCAUGUCUUCCUGUCCUCUGACAGCAUCAUCAAGGUGCAGUUGAGCAUCCUAACAGCAAAAGUAUGGAUCAGUCAAUAUGUUCUUUAGUCUCAAGCUUUUUUUAAAAUUCAGAUCUAACCCCAGCCCCACCUUGAGUUGUCCCUGGACAUUCCUAAGUUGUUUCUGGGCCUCAGCAGCCUGCCUGUUGGCAUGGCUCAGCUGAAUCUCCAUCUCAUUCAGAUCUCCCUCCAUCUUCUUCUUGACUCUCAGGGCAUCAUUCCUGCUCCUGACCUCAUUAUCAAGAGCGCUCUGCAUGGAGUCAAUCACCCUCUGGCUAUUUCUCUUGAUCUGUUCCAUUUCCUCGUCCUUCUCAGCAAUCUUCCUGUCAACCUCACCCUUGACCUGGUUGAGCUCAAGCUGGACACGAAGAAUCUUAGCCUCCUCGUGCUCCAGAGUGCCCUGUGAAGAAUUUAAAAACACUGUCACAAAAGCUACCAUUGAACUAAUGAAGGGCUUAAUUUUAAUCCUAAAAAAUUACCUCGGCUUCUUCCAAAGCUGUCUGAAUUUCAGAUUUCUCAGUCUCAACAGUCUUCUUUGCUUUCUCCAGCUCAUGGAUGCUCUUUCCUGUCUCACCAAGCUGUUCAGUCAGAUCUGAGAUCUCCUCUACAAAAGGGAAUAACAUUAAAACCAUUUACCAAUGAUAAAUGAGCUAUAACGUGAUUCAGUCAUUGGUCCAUUCAAACAAAUACACAUGCCAAUUUACAAAUUGGAAGGUUUAGGCUCAGUAGAUUCAGUUCAAGGACACUGUAUUGUAUGAAGUUCAGAAUUAGGAUAAAAUCUCCAACCAAAAAUAUGUAGUGUGAGUUAGUUUGUUAUUUCAAACUUAUUUCAAAUGUAUUAGUUUGUCAAAAAUGUAAAUAUUGUUGAAUUGUUUGCUUGAAGAAAAAACAUACGCUGAAGGUUCUUGUUCUCCCUCUUCAUGGUCUCCAGCUGAUCCAGUGCCUCUUCAUAGGAGUUCUUCAUCUUGAACAGCUCAGUGCUCAAAGAACGAGCCUCCUUUUGGGCUCCUUCCAGCUCUGCCUGGCCCUCCUCAUACUUCUGCUUCCAUUCUGCCAGCACCUAUAUUUGCAGUAGAGGUAAAUAAUUGGUAAUAAAUGCUGGACUGUGUUUACUGGUGCUACUCUUCAGUAGUUCAAAUUCCCAAAUGAUCAUUUUACCUUGUCAAAGUUCCUCUGUUUCUUGUCAAGGUUGGCAGCCAGACCAUUAGCUCUCUCUACAUCAAUCAUGAGGUCCUCCACCUCACCCUGCAGCCUCUGCUUGGUCUUCUCCAAAGAGGCACACUUGGAGUUCACAGCCUCAAUGGAUUCCUCAGCCUCUUGCAGGCGCUGGGCAAGCUUUUUCCUUUGGUGAACAGGUGUUAGAGUUGAUUAGUGGAAAGUACUAUAAAUGUAUACAUGACAAAAUUGUAGGCACAUACUUGGCCUCCUCCAGCUCCUCAGUGCGUUGGAUGGCAUCAGUCUCGUAUUUGGUUCUCCACUGAGCCACCUCACUGUUGGCCUUAGACAUUCCUCUCUGGAGCUCAGCCUUGGCCUCCUGCUCCUCCUCAAACUGCUCCCUGAGCAGAUCGCAGUCAUGGCGGGCAGACUG